Molecule: messenger RNA, 2615 nt
Organism: Bombus pascuorum
Lineage: Eukaryota; Metazoa; Arthropoda; Insecta; Hymenoptera; Apidae
Product: ankyrin repeat and death domain-containing protein 1A-like
Exons: 14
Coding region: 240-1895 (551 amino acids)
Biological process (GO): signal transduction
Molecular function (GO): protein binding
Source: RefSeq, a predicted model, not a curated record
CUAUUCGGCCAGUAGCAUGCCGCCCUUCGUGCUAUAAACAUCGUGCAGCUUACUUGAAACGAAACAUUGAUGGUAUCCAUCCACUGCAUUUGACUUCUUCAACCGCUGUUUCAACAUCUGCAAUCAUAAUACAACAACGUCAUCAGCAACACACUUCACAGAGUGAAUCCGCAUUUAAUAAGUACACGGGAUGAGAGCCAACAUGUAGACGGAAGAGAGACGCGAGAAAAUAACAAAACAUGGUGGACAAGGAAGAAAUGACGAAGACACCCUCGCCCCUGAAUAUCAACGAGGCGAUCGAAGGGGAAGUGUUGAACCAAAAGACUGCUAGGAUACUUAAGAACGAUCUUCUAUUAUACGAGGCUGUGAUAAAGAAUGAAGCGGACACUGUUCGCAAAGUGCUCAAAGAGCCCGUGGACGUCGAUUCCAGGAACAAUUAUGGUCGGGCACCAAUUCAUUGGGCAGCAUCCAGGGGGAACACGGAGAUCAUAGAGAUGUUGAUACAAGCGAAAUGCGACAUCGAGGCCAGAGACAAGUUCGGCAUGCGUCCGUUACACAUGGCUGCGCGAUAUGGACACAGGGACGCUGUUAAAAUGUUAAUCAACGCGGGAGCGAAUGUCUCAGCGGUAAACAAGAAGCAAUAUACUCUCUUAAUGUGUGCUGCUCGGGGCAACAACGUUCGCGUCGUCGACUACCUUGCUGAGGCAGUGGAAUCGUUGAACGGAGAUGCAACCGACUGUACCGGUGCGACAGCUCUUCAUCAUGCAGCCUGUGCCGGUCACCCAAGUAUGAUAACUGCGCUUACCAAUGUGCCAAGAAUCGAGCUGAAUGCUGUGGAUAAAAAAGGCCAGACGCCUAUACAUUGUGCCUGCGCGGAAGAACAUCUAGAAGCCGUGGAAGUUUUAAUAGGAUUGGGAGCUAAGGUGGAUGCUCAGGACAAUGAAGGCAACACAUGCCUUCACGUGGCAACGAGAACGAGGCACACGGCUAUAGCUCAAUUGCUAUUGAGAGCCGGGGCGAACACAGAAUUAACCGACGAAAUGGGUUUUACUCCGCUUCACGUGGCUGCCAGUCAGGGUUGCAAAGGGAUAUUAGAUUCGAUGAUUCACCACGGGGCAGCACUCAACAAACAAUCCAAGCAUGGGAACACGCCUUUGCAUUUGGCCUGUCAGAAUAACGAAGUAGAAACGGUCGAGAUACUGAUCAAUAAAGGCGUCGAUCUAAAUUGCUUAAAUUCGAGAUUACAAUCGCCUAUUCACAUCGCCGCAGAAAUGGGACACACGGAUAUUUGCGAACUGCUGCUAGCAGCAGGUGCGAAUAUCGAACAAAGGGAACAGAGCGGCAGGACACCGCUUUACAUCGCGGCAAGAGGCAGUUUCACGGCAAUCGUCGACAUGAUAAUUAAAACCGCGAGAUUGGACUAUCCCACACCGGAGGAUUCAACAUCCGACAAAGAAAUUCGUGAUCUAACGCCAGCUAGAAGAAGAUGGCGAGAAGGAUCGAGGGGUGGAAGCAUUUCCAGUAACAAUGGCGCCUUUUCGGAGCAUAUUCGAUCGAUUUUAUGGAAGUUGGCAUACAAACAGUUAGGUCCCGAGGAUUGGAAAAAAUUGGCGUUGCAUUGGGCGUUCACGAACGAUCAGAUUCGAGCAAUCGAGCAUCAAUACACUGCUCCUCUUAUAGGUCCUUCGAGUUACAAGGAACACGGUUUCCGAAUGUUGAUGAUCUGGGCGUCGGGAUUGAAUCCUGAAAUCUCCAUAGGGAAAGAGCUUUGCGACGCUUUGUUUGCAGUAGACAAAAAGUCUGUCGCUGAAUCCGUUCGUAAGCACAUGGAUCAAGAGAAAGACGGGAAAGAGAAAAUGAACAAACAGCGAUGUCAUAAAUGCUCGAUCACUUAAAGAUAAUUGACGAUUCUGCUUGAAUGAGAAGAAAGUUACGAAGAACAGGAAUUAGGAGAAUUUGAGGGAUCUUCGGUAGAAAAUUUUAGCGAUACUCACUAUGUGGCAUAUCUGUAGAGACGCUGAUCUUACCUUUUUUACAGUAUGUUUCAAUAUAGAAACGCGUAUCAUAGUGAAAUUGUCGUUUAGCGUUCGAAGAUCAACGAAACGAAAAUAAGUUCUGCGAAUCAACGAAAGCUUUCGAUAUAUCGCGAAAUCUGAUUUGAAUCUUUCAAAUGAAACGGAACAAAUUCAUAUCAUCGCGCAAAUGUACAAAUUUUCGAGUCUAAAUAUUUUAAUGUUGAUACUUUGUAUAUAUUUUUAGAAAAUUCGAACAAUUCAGCAGUGUUGUAACUUUCAUUUUUAUUUGUUAGUUAAAGAAAUGAUCGACGUCCGAAGCCGUCCUAUUUCAUUUUAUCUUUCGUUCAAUAUAUUCAUCCCGUUGUUCGAAAAUCCUAUUCCAAAUUUCUACUGUAAAUACGUCAGCGUAAUACGUAAAUACUUCUAGAAUAAGUGCGAAAAAACAGAGAAAUUAUUCAGGGCUUUCGAUGUGAUGAAAGAAAUGCAUAGAGAGUAGGCGAAGAAAAUUAUCACGAAACUUUCAAUCAUUGUAUAAUUCGAGGAAGACAAUCUACAUAUCUGGGUAUUACGUACAAUUAAAUAAACGCCUGAUUAAUAGUC